Molecule: messenger RNA, 3199 nt
Organism: Meriones unguiculatus (Mongolian gerbil)
Lineage: Eukaryota; Metazoa; Chordata; Mammalia; Rodentia; Muridae
Gene: Tctn3
Product: tectonic family member 3
Exons: 14
Coding region: 181-1971 (596 amino acids)
Biological process (GO): cilium assembly; smoothened signaling pathway
Source: RefSeq, a predicted model, not a curated record
GGAGCACGAAGGACGCGCAGGGUCGCAACAACACGACCUUCCAUUGGCUGAAGAGGGCGCGGCCACCGCCUGAGCCAAUGCGCAGACGGAGGCAGAUGACGUCGAUACGACCACCCCUCCCCGCGCUCGGUGUCUGGAGACGGAGGCUCCUGUCUUAACCCUCUGCGGCCCGGCUGCCCCAUGUGCACCCUGCGGCUGCACCUGCUGACGAUGGUGGUCCUGAUGCUUCCUGACGCCGCCCGGCCGCAGCCCUCCUCCUCAGCCCUACCCCUACCCUCCUCCUCGGUCCUGGGGCCAGUGACGCCCGAAGUGGCGACUGCAGCUCCGCCGAACUCAUCUGAGGGCCCUGCUCCCUGGACCCCAUCAAUGCCCGAGAACGCGACCACGGACCCCUUCCCAGCCCUACCGAUCUGUGUCUGUGACUUGACUCCUGGUACCUGCGAUUUAAACUGCUGCUGUGACAAGGACUGCGAACUUCUCCACCCCAGGACAGUCUUUUCCUUCUGCCUUCCUGGAAGCGUAAGAUCUUCAAACUGGGUAUGUGUGGACAAUUCUCUUAUCUUCAGGAGCAACUCCCCAUUUCCUUCCAGAGUUUUCACGGAUUCCAGUGGAAUCACACACUUUUGUGUCCGUGUGAACAAUUCAAAAUUAAACUAUUUCCAGAAGCUCCCAACAGUCAAUGCAACCAACUUCGAGGCCCUGGCUGCAGAGUUUGGGGGUCAGUCCUUCACCUUGACAUCAGAAACCCAGCCGUCAAAACCGUUCUAUAGGGCUGGGGAUCCCAUCCUGACUUACUACCCCAGCUUGUCUGUGGUGAGCUUACUGAGGCAGCCUGCAGCAGUGGGAGCUGGGGGAUUUUGUGCCGAGAACAAUCCUGCAGGUUUCCUAGAGAGUAAAAGCACAGCCUGCACUCAUUUCUUCAGGGACCUGGCCAGUAGCUGCACCUCAGAGCCAGCCCUGGAUGCUGCCUCUUACUACAACUUCACAGUCUUGAAGGUUCCUAGAGGUGUGACUGAUCUACAGAAUAUGAAGUUCCAGGUUCCUGUAACGGUUGCCUCACAAAGCAGUCCUCCUCUGCUGGCUGGAAACACAUGUCAGAAUAUCAUCUCCCAGGUCAUCUAUGAGAUAGAGACCAAUGGGACCUUUGGGAUCCAGAAAGUUUCUGUCAGCUUUAGACAGACCAACCUGACUGUCAAGCCAGGUGUUUCCUUACAGCAAGACUUCAUCAUUCACUUCAGGGCAUUUCAGCACAGAGAGGCUGCUUUUCGCACUGGCCCUAGAAGUGGGAAUCCUGGCUACCUCAUCGGGAAGCCACUCUUGGUGCUAACUGGUCACUUAGGUCACUCGAUGACCCUGUUGAAGAGCGAAGGUAAUGGAAUUUGCUCUGUUAAGAGACACGAAGUACAGUUUGGAAUGAACACAGUAUCUGGGUGCAAGUUAAGACCCAAAGAGGCAAAUUGUAGCCACUUGCAGACGGAGAUUUACCAGACUCUUCAUGGAAGUCCCAAACCAGACCAUGUUGCCAUCUUUGGUAAUGCUGACCCAGCCCAGAAAGGAGGGUGGACCAGGAUCCUCAGCAGGAACUGCAGUGUUUCGGCUGGUAACUGCACUUCCUGCUGUUUCAUACCAGUUUCCCUGGAGAUCCAGGUGUUGUGGGCAUAUAUCGGACUUCAGUCCAACCCACAAGCUCAUGUGGCCGGUGCCCGAUUCCUGUACCAGUGCAAGUCUGUACAGGAGCACCAGAAAGGAAUAGAAGUUUCUUUGACUACUGUUGUGAACUUUGUGGACAUUACUCAGAAGCCAGAGCCACCAAGGGAUCAACCUAGAAUGGACUGGAAACUGCCAUUUGAUUUCUUCUUUCCCUUCAAAGUGGCAUUCAGUGGGGGGACCAGUGUUCAAAAAGACUCAGCCUCUCUCGUCCUCAUCCUGUGCAUCUUUCUACUUGGAGUUCUCAACUCACAGACCAAGUGAAGAAAGAAAAUAAUCAGGUUUCAUUUUUCCCUGUGGGAAACUCUUAAGACAGCCUACUUAUUUUGGCUAAACAGGUCCUCAUGUACUAACGGUUACAGGAUGGAAUUUAGGGAAACAGAACCCAACUAAAAGGAAAAAAAAAAAAAACAAACUAAAAACCUUUUCCAUUUACUCACUAUGUAGCCUUGACUGACCUAGAACUCCCAGUAUAGACUAGGCUGGACUCCAACUCACAGAAUCUCCCCAACCCUGUCUCCCCAGUGCUGGGAUUAAUGGCAUGAGCCACCAUGCCCAGCCAGGAAUCUUUGUAAGUUGAAGAUGGUGGUCUAGAAAAGUGAUUACACUGUUCCAUCAUUCUAGUGCUCUGCCCAGAGCUCCACAGGCCUUUGGGCACACAGCGGGGUUGUCUGCUUGUAAAGCUGGGCAGGCCAAGGGCCUCCGUCUCUCCACGUUGACUUUUGUCUGUCUGCAAGAUCUGUCUAGCAGCUCACAGGCACAUGCUCUUGCUAUCACCCAGAGUGAACUCAGAAUGGCUAGGCCUGCAUUAGCACUGACACUUCAAGCCAGGAAACUGCUGGCUCUAUAUUUUGUCUUGCUCUUUUUCCAAAGUGUUGCCACCCCCUUUGCCCAGACCUGAGUUAGGAGUGUAGUUCUUUCUACUCAUUUUCCAAAGUGAAUGGAAUCCCAUCUCCUCUUCUCACUAGCAAAUGAACCCACCAGUCCUUUCUGUCCUUCCCUACUUUGUUGUGUUUGGGGGGGGGGGUGAUAAAAAUGCCUGAAAACUCUGUGAAGUCCAGCAUCAUGGCAGAAGUUGACAGCCUGUGUUACACCCAGAACAUUUUUAUGUGUAUGAGGCUUAAAGGGGAGUGGAGACUCUCAUAAACUGUACAGUAGUGUUCAAAUAAGGGGACUUGGUUGUUUUUCUGGCGAAAUAUUCUUCUUUUAGUCCAGUUUUAUGCCUGAUAUCUAUUUGAAGAUGUUUCUUUAAGGAUAAGGUAUUGGUAGCUCACAGAGCCCUGACGGCCUAGCCAAUCAAUCCACAGAUGGUAACAUGCACACAGACUUCUUGAGGUCAUUUCCUGUUCUUCUUGAGUAAAGACAAAUUGGUUGAAAAUUAUAGUAUAAAGAAAAACAAAACUUGAAACGUAAAGACUCAUUCUGUCCACUUAAUUAAAGCAAGUUUUUGAUGGAAGAAAUGACAUUAAAUCAAAUUGUUUUAAUUUAAUAA